This is a messenger RNA of Quercus lobata, 1509 nucleotides long. RefSeq names its product UPF0481 protein At3g47200-like. The record is from RefSeq and is a predicted model, not a curated record. The transcript has a single exon. Lineage: Eukaryota; Viridiplantae; Streptophyta; Magnoliopsida; Fagales; Fagaceae. The coding region runs from base 1 to 1509 and encodes 502 amino acids.
AUGGCCAAGCUUGUUACUGCUGCUGAUUCACUUAGAAAAGAAGUUCUUUCGUUUCUAGAUACAACUGCAAAAGAAAUGAGAUGCGAAGAGUUGGCCAUUGACAUUCCACUGGUCAUGGAGCCAGCCCAGUGGAAUGAAUGUAGCAUCUACAGAGUCCCUAAGAAACUUCGCAGGGUAAACAAAGAAGCCAACACUCCAAAGUUAAUUUCCAUAGGCCCUCUUCACCACGGUGAAAAUGAACUAUGUGCCAUGGAAAUGCUGAAACUAAGAUAUCUCAGGGAAUUUUGCUAUCGUACUGGGAAAGACCACAAGGACCACAAGGAUAUUGCAAGUGUUAUUGAAGCAAAUGAACUAAAGAUCCGUCGUUGUUAUGAUGAGAUUUUUUAUAUUAGCAGCGAAGAUUUCGUGAAAAUGGUUCUAUUGGAUUCUGCAUUUAUCAUUGAGCACUUCUUGAAGUCUACUGUGUGUAGAGAAAAUGAAAGCAACGCCAGUGGAGAAGCUGGAAGCAAUGGGAAAGAAGAUAGAAACGAUUGUAUAACGAGUACACCAUUGCUGAGGAAGCACAUAACACAAGACUUGCUAUUACUUGAGAAUCAACUUCCAUUUUUUAUUCUUGACGAGUUAUAUGCAAAAUUUUUCAAUCCUGAACAAAACAAAUAUGGUUCCUUUCUUAUGCUUGUAAGUAAGUACCUUUUUCCCAAUAUCGAGGAGAAAGAAACAAUCAUUGAUGAGAAGGAAUUAGAAGUAAAACAUUUUACUGAUUUGAUGAGACAUUUCUACUAUCCAACCUAUUUUGAAAAUACUGGACCACCUAUUGAAACUCUUCAUAAUGCAAAAAAGCUAGAUGAGGCAGGAGUGGUAUUCAAAAAGCCUGAAGAGAGAAGACGGUUACUCGACAUAAAUUUCAAGAAAAGUAAGCUUACGGAAAUAUUUCCUUGCUUCACUUGCUCAUGGCUCUUGCAUUGCUUACCGUGCUUGGACUACUUUCUAUGCUUGGUGAAUACGCAAACUUUCUUAGAAGUCCCAUGCUUGGCGGUACAUGAUGAAACUGAAGGCAUUUUCCGAAACCUCAUGGCACUGGAGCUGUGUCAUUAUCCAUUUAAAACUUACAUAUGCAAUUAUAUAGUGCUAUUGGAUUUUCUUAUCAACACUAGAGAUGAUGUGGAGUUGCUUGUUGAGAAAGGGAUUAUUGUUAAUAAGUUAGGCAGCAAUAAAGCAGUUGCCACUAUGGUGAACAGACUUGGCCUACAAAUAGAGCAAAAGAGAUCCUGUUACUAUGAACUCGCUCAAGAGCUGAAUGACUACUAUGACAACGAUUGUAACCGUAAUAUGGGAUCCUUGAGAACAAUAUAUUUUGGUGAUAUUUGGAGAGGCACUGCAACUUUUAUUGGGGUCAUAGUCCUGCUUGUAACUUUUCUUGAAUUUCUUAAGGCCUUUUGUCCUCAAGAAUAUUUAAGAAUUUUCUUUGUGAUUUUAUCAAAUAGUUGGAAGAUUGGCAAUCGCUUGUAA